AAGACCUGUGCUGUUGAAAAGCGCAGGAAGCAACUGGAGCAGUGGUUGGCAUCCAAAGGGAAAUCGUAUAAACGUCCACCCAUGACGCUGCUUGCUAAAAGGCCAGACCAGGAGACGAUGAACCUGUCCUUCUGGAAGAGCCUGGAGGAGGAGGAGGAGAGGGAGCAGCUCUGUUUGAGGGACAAGAUCCAUGGCACGUUGGCAGAGUGUCUGGAACUCAUUGAGAAGGGUUGUCCUUCAGAGGAGCUCUUCAACACACUGUCCAGUGUCCCAGAGGCAGAGAAGUUUGCCAAGUUCUGGAUCUGCAAGGCAAAGCUGCUGGCCCGUAACGGCACCGUUGAUGUGACUGGGUUGUACGAAGCAGCGGUUCGUGCUGGUGCUGCGCCGAUCCAGGAGCUGAGAGCAGUCGUUGUGGAGUCUUUGAAAAAGGCAGACGGAGCAUCCCGAGACCCUUCUGUGGAGCUUGCCCCGUUCGUAGCAGAGGCUGCCGGUGAAGAGCCAGUGCCCCAGAGGCCCAGGACUCCUUGCCCUGGUGCGAGAGAGCAGGCUGUGACAACGCCACACUCCACUGUCCGGUUCCUGCCGGGCAAGACAGCCUCUCUGGUCAAGCUGCAAAUAGUCUCAGUGCCCAGGCUGACGGGACUGCCUGGGAUGCAAGACUGGAAGUUCUUGACGCCGGUGCGGCGCUCCCUGCGGAUAGAGCGGGCCCAUGCCCGCUACCCAGAGAUGCUGAAGGAACACGACACCGUCGUGUCUUCCCUUGAUGAAAUACUGGCCACGGAGGGAGCGAGCCAGUUCAUAUUUUGUAAAAACGAGGCCCUGCCUGAAGAGGACCUGGAGCUCCAGGGCGUUUAGAGCCCGGAAGGGACAUGCUUCGGGUAGUCUCGCGGCAGCACGCCUUGGCUC
Molecule: messenger RNA, 906 nt
Organism: Pelodiscus sinensis (Chinese soft-shelled turtle)
Lineage: Eukaryota; Metazoa; Chordata; Testudines; Trionychidae
Source: RefSeq, a predicted model, not a curated record